CACGCUUCAGUCGGCGAUCGUGCCGUCUGUAUAUCCGCGCGUGUCCCUCGACGCAUCCGUCAGAAUCUUUCGUACCGCGACUUCGAUACGAGACUUCGAUCGAGAGAUUAUCUCAAAUCGCAUGAAGAAAAAAUUCAAACGCGAAAAAACGACCGCGCUUUCUCCGCAACUUCCUUUUUUUUCGCAGUUUAAAUAUAAUCGUGAGUAAUAAUUGAGGAUUAAUUGCGCGAGAUAAUUCGGAAACGCGUCAGGAUGCGAGUCCUGACCGUGCUAAUCCUUGGGCUGCUUUCUAUAUGCUACGUUAACGGCAGUGUCAUACCCGACGAAGCUCUGAGUGCGAGCUUGCGGGAAGCACGGUAUGACGACGAGUUUGUUAUCGCGCUGUCCAACAUCAAAGGCAAGAGAAAAUCCACUAGCGGUUCGAUCGAAACUCUGCUAGCCGUGAGACAAGAAAACUCGAGAAGCAAGAUAAGAUUCAUACUCGAUCGACGAGCAAAGCGCGUUAUAUUCGAGGGUCUGGACGAGAACGGCCAACGCUACGACGGGCACGUAAACGUGAACAGUCUAUCGGAGAACACGCCUGUGAAGAGUUUAAUCGUUCUAGUGCAUCAGGAACAAUCCAAUCCUCACGUAGACGUAUACGUCGAUUGCACUUACGAGGGCUCUGUAUCGCUCCACAGAUUUUUCCGCGACGUAUUUCGAGACGAAUCCAGUGCGACACUGGAAGUGCUUAGAGAACGAAGAUGCCAGGCGAAUGUAUAUCGAACCGCGACGAUCAGCGAGGCUUUAAAGAAGGAGAAAUGUCCCGACGAUCUAAACAAAAUGAAACGGCAAUCUCACGACGAAAGUGAUGAAUCCAACGAAAACACGUCGAAUCACGAUGACAACUUGACUCUGUUUAGUGAAGAGAACACAAAACAUUCUCAUCAUUUAAAGAACAAAAGACGCACAGACGAACACCAAAGUCGUCCAAACAAUCGCGAUAUAAAUAACCUGCGUCGUACGGAACGUCGUAGCCCAUCUGAUGAAUACAGUCCGUACAAAUACAUUUCUGAUCCGCUCGCUCGGUCUGAACAAUCGGACAAUUCAGAUAACUUUGAUUAUUCGGACGAACCUCGUACGUCGCCGACGCACACGACGAUCAAUCUGCCGCUUUCGGAAUCCGCUUCAGAACAUCGUCCCAGAAAACCCGAUUCAUCUGGUCGACCUAAUUAUCGAUCAGGUUCUAAGCCUGACAGAUCGGAUCCAUACGGUACCGAUAAUGUAUCCGACGACGAUCUUUUCUUCGCGCCGGAACACUCCAGAUCUUUAUCAGGAAGAACUUCCAACGAACCUGGCAUCUCUUCUCGCGGCCGUCCGGAUCGAUACGACUAUCCUAAUCAGACCGAUAUGUCGCGGUCUGGCAAAAGAGUGCCCAGAAGAGGCGAUAUUGGAAUACAGAGUUUAGACGAAAAAGUUUGUCUGACUGACAGUCAAAUCGUGAAAACUCUGAACGAAUUGAUCAACGUCACCAAGAGAUUUUGGCAGGAACUGGAACAGAAUAGGCUGGAAACCCAACAUCUUCGUCAUUUGAUCGAAAACUGCGCGGCAUGUCGUGUGCGACCACCGCCGCCAUCCACGUGCGACUAUAAGUCCCCGUGUUACCCCGGUGCCGAUUGCCGCAACACACCGAGCGGACCCAAGUGCGGUCCAUGUCCCCGCGGCUACACCGGCGACGGACGGACCUGCGUCAAGAUCCUCAUCAGAUGCAUCGAUCGGCCCUGUUUCCAGAACGUGCACUGCUACGAUUUGACCGACGGUUACAGAUGUGGCAGAUGUCCAAGCGGAUACAUCGGCGAUGGCAAAAGAUGCGAAAGACGCAGAAACCCUUGCGACGCUCAUCCCUGUCACCCCCAAGUUCAAUGCUAUCCAAGCGAUAGUCCGCCAUAUUUCAAGUGUGGUCCGUGUCCGUUGGGAUUUGUUGGCAACGGUACGGUUUGCCUCGACGCAAACGAAUGCGAGUUAGCUCGACCCUGUCACCCCGGAGUGCGAUGCGUCAAUUUACAACCCGGAUAUAGAUGCGAUCCGUGUCCACCCGGUUACACUGGACCGACAACGGAGGGUGUCGGUGUUGAGAUGGCGAGAGCGCGAAAACAGAUCUGUCGGGACAUAAACGAGUGCGAGAUAAACAACGGCGGAUGUCAUCGUCAUUCUCACUGCAUUAACACGGAGGGAUCCUACAGAUGCGGCCCGUGUAAAGACAAUUACGUUGGCAAUCAUACAGUUGGAUGCUAUUAUCGACCGGAUGUCUGUCCCGAUUUGACAACAGUCUGUGAUGUCAAUGCUGAUUGCAUCUCCGCGUAUUACAAUCAGUUUGGGUGCAAGUGUCGCACCGGUUGGGCCGGAAAUGGAUUCGUCUGUGGUUUCGAUAGCGACAAUGACGGUAUUCCCGACAAAAGUCUGCAAUGCAGUCAUCAUCGCUGUCGUGCUGACAAUUGUCUUACAGUGCCAAAUACGGGACAGGAGGACGCCGAUAACGACGGAGUCGGUGAUGCAUGCGACAACGACGCCGACAACGACGGCGUGUUAAAUCAGGAUGACAAUUGUAUGCUCAAUUACAAUCCGGAUCAAUUAGACAGCGACAAUGACAAGAUCGGUGACGUGUGCGACAAUUGUCCGCGAUUCCCGAAUCCGAAACAAGAGGACACCGAUAACGAUGGCAGAGGCGACGCUUGCGCUGACGACAUUGAUGCCGACGGUAUUCCGAACGAUCAGGAUAACUGUCUGAAGGUGAAAAAUCCUGAUCAGCGCGACACCGACUACGAUGGUAUUGGCGACGCUUGCGACAAUUGUCCGAGCAUAAGUAAUCCCGACCAGUCGGAUCGCGAUGCCGAUCAUGUCGGAGAUGUCUGCGACAACAACUAUGAUCGCGACAGAGAUGGCAUUCAGGACAACAGAGACAAUUGUCCAGAUAUAGCAAAUCCUGGACAAAACGACAUUGAUCGAGAUGGAAUCGGUGAUGCGUGCGAUGAUGACAAAGACGGCGAUGAUAUACCCAACAGAAUUGAUAAUUGUCCUCUCGUGUACAAUCCGGAUCAGCGUAUUUCCAAUCACGACGGAAUCGGCGACGCAUGCUGGAAUGACUACGACAACGACACUUACAAUAAUACGAUCGACAAUUGUCCCAACAACAGUCGAAUAUGGAAUACAAACUUUAACAAUUACGAGACGAUUGCUCUCGAUCCAUACGGAGAGGCACAGCUAGAUCCGGUGUGGAAACUUCAUAACCAAGGCGCUGAGAUGCAGCAGCUUCUUAACAGUGAUCCUGGAAUCGCGGUCGGUCCGCACGAGUUUAAGAGCGUCAAUUUCGAAGGAACCUUCUACAUCGAUAAUCAGGACGACGACGACGAUUUCGUGGGUUUUAUUUUUUCUUAUCAGGACAAUCGACACUUUUACGUUGUUAGUUGGAAGAGGGCCUUCCAGACCUAUUGGGAACCGGCACCUUUCCGCGCUGAAGCCGAUCCUGGAAUUUAUCUGAAGCUCGUCGAGUCCGAGACUGGACCGGGUGAGAUGCUCAGGAACAGUCUCUGGCACAGAGACAGUGUGCCGCAGCAGACAAAGGUUCUGUGGAAAGAUCCGCGGAUGUUCGGAUGGGAGCCGAGAGUGUCGUACAGAUGGGUUUUGAUACACAGACCGAAGAUCGGUCUGAUUAGAUUCUGGUUGUAUCAGGGCACGCAGCUUGUCACCGACUCGGGUAACAUCUUCGACUCGACUCUACAAGGCGGCAGACUCGGCGUCUAUUGCUUCUCGCAGGAAAUGAUCACCUGGUCUGAUUUACUUUACAGUUGCAGAGAAACUGUGUCCACGUCCAUAUGGGAGAGCCUAUCUGAUCAUGUAAAACCUCUAAUCGAAAAGGAGCCACAUAUAAUAGACGAAGCUACACGUUUUCGCGAUAUUGAAUGAUGUAUUAAUGACUACUAAAACAAACAUUUUUGAAGAAGUAAUUAUAAUAUAUAUCAUAAUGGCGAGUAAAUUUACGACAAAAAUGCGUUUUUAAAAUAAAAAGUUUAAAAAGCUCUGCCCACUUUAAAUUUUAAAAUUAUUACAUAGUGACACACCUACAAUUACUAUAAUUAAUCGAAGAAAUAACAUACUUUCAAUGCGUCUACAAACACUUACUUUUUAAAUUCGAAAUUUUAUUAAGAAUAUUAAUUAUA
Messenger RNA from Pseudomyrmex gracilis, 4196 nucleotides. RefSeq names its product cartilage oligomeric matrix protein-like. The coding region runs from base 253 to 3942 and encodes 1229 amino acids. Gene Ontology annotation, biological process: cell adhesion. Gene Ontology annotation, molecular function: calcium ion binding. NCBI's taxonomy places the organism in Eukaryota, Metazoa, Arthropoda, Insecta, Hymenoptera, Formicidae. The record is from RefSeq and is a predicted model, not a curated record. The transcript is spliced from 15 exons. Gene Ontology annotation, cellular component: extracellular region.